Messenger RNA from Sorex fumeus (smoky shrew), 1547 nucleotides. RefSeq names its product nucleolin-like. The record is from RefSeq and is a predicted model, not a curated record. Gene Ontology annotation, molecular function: RNA binding. Lineage: Eukaryota; Metazoa; Chordata; Mammalia; Eulipotyphla; Soricidae.
AUGUCUUCCCUGGAAAACUACUUGGGUCCUUUAUACAUUUUCAAAAUAGAGUUUCCCCAGAAAGUAGAAGGCAAUGAACCAACUACAGCUUUCAAUCUCUUUGUUGGAAAUCUGAACUUUAACAAAUCUGCCCCUGAGUUAAAGACUGAUAUCAAUGAUCUUUUUGCUAAAAAUGACCUUGCUGUUGUAGAUGUCAGAAUUGUAUCUAUGAAGUUUGGUUAUGUGGAUUUUGAAUCUGCUGAAGACUUGGAAAAAGCCUUGGAACUUACUGGUUUAAAAAUGUUUGGUAAUGAAAUUAAACUAGAAAAACCAAAGGGAAAAGACAGUAAGAAAGAUCGAGAUGCAAGAACACUUCUGGCUAAAAAUCUGCCUUACAAAGUUACUCAGGAUGUUAAAGAAAUUUUUGAAGAUGCUAUGGAGAUCAGAUUAGUCAGCAAAGAUGGGAAGAGUAAAGGGAUUGCUUACAAUGAAUUUAAAACAGAAGCUGACGCAGAGAAAACAUUAGAAGAAAAACAGGGAACAGAGAUAGAUGGACGGUCCAUUUCCCUCUACUAUACUGAAGAAAAGGGUCAAAAUCAGGACUACAGAAGUGGAAAGAAUAGCACCUGGAGUGGUGAGUCCAAAACCCUGGUUUUAAGCAACCUUUCCUGCAGUGCAACAGAAGAAACUCUUCAAGAAGUAUUUGAGAAGGAAACUUUUAUCAAAGUGCCCCAAAACCAAAAUGGCAAAUCUAUAGGGUAUGCAUUUAUAGAAUUUGCCUCAUUUGAAGAUGCUAAGGAAGCUUUAAAUUCAUGUAAUAAAAGAGAAAUUGAGGGCAGAGCAAUCAGGCUGGAGUUGCAAGGACCCAGGGGAUCACCCAAUGCAAGAAGCCAGCCAUCCAAAACAUUGUUUGUCAAAGGUUUAUCUGAGGAAACCACAGAGGAAACGUUGAAAGAGUCGUUUGAUGGCUCCAUUAGAGCAAGGAUAGUCACUGAUCGGGAGACUGGCUCCUGUAAAGGGUUUGGCUUUGUAGAUUUCAACAGUGAGGAAGAUGCCAAAGCUGCCAAGGAGGCCAUGGAAGAUGGAGAGAUUGAUGGAAACAAACUUACUUUGGACUGGGCCAAGCCUAAGGGUGAAGGUGGUUUUGGUGGUCGUGGUGGAGGUCGAGGUGGCUUUGGCAGCCGAGGAGGUCGAGGAGGUUUUGGAGGCCGAGGAGGCUUCCGAGGAGGCAGAGGGGGCGGAGAUCACAAGCCACAAGGAAAGAAGACAAAAUUUGAAUAGAUUAUUCUAUCUCUCAUUUUUUCCUUCAUUAUGAAAGGACUCUGAGGUUUUUACGCUGUUACCUGAUCAAUGACAGAGCUUUCCAAGGACAUUCCAAGACAGUAUACAGUCCUGUGGUCUACUUGGAAAUCAGCAUAGAUAACAUUUCAAGGGAAAAUACUGUUGGUUUUGACUGGAUAUUCGUAUAAACUUUUUAAAGAGAUGAGUGAUAGAGCUAACCCUUAUCUGUAAGUUUUGAAUUUAUAUUGUUUCUUCCCAUGUACAAAACCAUUUUUUCCUACAAAAAA